This is a messenger RNA of Nanorana parkeri, 763 nucleotides long. RefSeq names its product MAF bZIP transcription factor K (gene MAFK). The record is from RefSeq and is a predicted model, not a curated record. Gene Ontology annotation, molecular function: DNA-binding transcription factor activity, RNA polymerase II-specific; RNA polymerase II cis-regulatory region sequence-specific DNA binding. Lineage: Eukaryota; Metazoa; Chordata; Amphibia; Anura; Dicroglossidae. Gene Ontology annotation, cellular component: nucleus. Gene Ontology annotation, biological process: regulation of transcription by RNA polymerase II. Bases 118 to 588 code for a protein of 156 amino acids. The transcript has 3 exons.
UUUACAGGGAACAGGGCCUCCUCCAGCGUAUUUACGCUUUAAGCGCCGUUCCAGGUCACCGUCGCUGCACCAGUUGCUUUUUCUGCACCGUUCUGUCCUGGUGAUUGUUUACAGGUUAUGACGACUAAUCUUAAACCAAACAAGGCAUUAAAGGUAAAGAAGGAGGCGGGAGAGAACGCCCCAGUACUAAGCGACGAUGAACUCGUGUCAAUGUCUGUACGGGAGCUGAACCAGCACCUACGUGGUCUCACAAAAGAGGAUAUCAUCCGCCUGAAGCAGCGUAGGCGCACCCUAAAAAACCGUGGUUACGCCGCCAGCUGCCGAGUAAAGCGUGUCACCCAGAAAGAGGAAUUGGAGAAGCAGCGAGUCGAGUUGCAGCAAGAAGUGGAUAAGCUAGCGCGGGAGAACUCCAGUAUGAAGCUUGAGUUGGAUGCUCUACGUUCUAAGUACGAAGCCCUCCAGACCUUCGCCCGCACAGUCGCCAGGGGACCUAUUACCCCAACUAAGGUUGCCACCACCAGUGUCAUCACCAUUGUGAAGUCUGCUGCCAUAUCAUCAGCAUCCAUACCAUUUUCUGCAGCAUCCUAGUAUCUACAGAAGGAGAGAACUUAGCUGCCUGUUCUAAAAGGGACUUAAUGGGAUUCACUUACAUUGUUUCUCGGUUUCUUCCCUGCCUAUCCACACGCUAGGCGUUGCCUUUUAUUCCAUUGCCCAUCCCAACAUGAGGAUCACAGCACUAAGGCCUUGAUGUUAUUGUGCCAGG